This is a messenger RNA of Trichosurus vulpecula (common brushtail), 2723 nucleotides long. RefSeq names its product zinc finger protein 48 (gene ZNF48). The transcript is spliced from 3 exons. The record is from RefSeq and is a predicted model, not a curated record. The coding region runs from base 83 to 1963 and encodes 626 amino acids. Gene Ontology annotation, biological process: regulation of transcription by RNA polymerase II. NCBI's taxonomy places the organism in Eukaryota, Metazoa, Chordata, Mammalia, Diprotodontia, Phalangeridae. Gene Ontology annotation, molecular function: DNA-binding transcription factor activity, RNA polymerase II-specific; RNA polymerase II cis-regulatory region sequence-specific DNA binding.
GAGCGAGGCGGCGGGAUCGCCGGGGUCCCAGGGAGGACGCGAAGGAGCGCCUGGAGGCCAAGCCGAGGAUAUCCUCCCUGGGAUGGAGCAAGGGGCUGAGCCAUGGGACCCAGAUCUUCAAGGCUCAGAGGAGAGGGAGCUCCUCAAAAGCACCCGAACAGGUAUGGGGAGUGAGAAUGAAGAUCACCCUCAGCAUGAUGGUCUGGAUUUUGAAGUUGACCCCCAACAGGUAUCUGGCCUGGGUUUCAAGGAAACUCACGAUGUGGCUUCAGGCCGGGAUGACGGAGAUACCGCCAUCAAAUUAGAACCGGAUGGGACCUGGGAAGACAUAUGGGCAAGUGCAAGCCAUGGGAAACCCCAUUCUCGAAUUCCCAGACCUCUUUCAGAAACACGGAGGGCACAGGUUGGGGAGAGGGCACCUGUGUGCAGUGAAUGUGGGAAAAGCUUUCGGCAAAUGUCAGACCUGGUGAAACACCAGCGCACACAUACGGGGGAGAAGCCCUACAAGUGUGGGGUAUGUGGUAAGGGUUUUGGGGAUAGCUCAGCACGCAUCAAGCAUCAGAGAACACACAGUGGUGAGAAGCCGUACCGGCCCCGCCCACCAGCUCCAGGCCCACCUAGGACUCCAAGACCUCGAAUUCCUGCUGGCGAGCGCCCCACCAUUUGCGGUGAAUGUGGCAAGAGCUUUCGGCAGAGCUCAGACCUGGUGAAACAUCAACGCACACACACAGGUGAGAAGCCAUACAAAUGUGCUGUCUGUGGCAAGGGCUUUGGGGACAGUUCAGCACGUAUUAAGCACCAGCGGACGCACAGAGGUGAACGGCCUCCACGUACGGUGGCAUCCCGGCGAGUGGCCCGGGCUGCUUCCUCCAUCCCACAAGGUUCAGCAGCUGGACCCAAGGACAAGCCCCACAUGUGUCCUGAAUGUGGGAAACGCUUUGUGUUGAGCUGCAGCCUCCUGAGCCACCAACGCAGCCACUUGGGGCCAAAACCAUUUGGAUGUGAUGUGUGUGGAAAGGAGUUUGCUCGUGGAUCAGACCUUGUAAAGCACCUGCGUGUGCACACGGGUGAAAAGCCCUACCUGUGCCCGGAAUGUGGCAAGGGUUUUGCUGACAGCUCAGCACGUGUCAAGCAUCUUCGAACACACAGUGGUGAGCGGCCCCAUGGCUGCCCUGAGUGUGGCCGAACCUUUAGCCUCGGCUCUACGCUUUUGCGACAUCGCCUCACCCACCUGGAACCGCAGGCUUUCGGGGUUCAUGGGUAUCCUUUGGCUCCCCACAGUCCCAGCCCACCCCCCAGCUCAAGUCCUCUACCAGUUCCUCAUGGCCCUAGUCCCCCACUUGUCCCACGUAGUCCCCCCCAUCCUGGGGAGGGCCCUUUUGGCCUCCCUGGUCUAGAGCCAGAGCCCGAGGGCCCCCAGGUUGGAGAGCCACCCCCUCCAGCAGUGGACAAGCCUCACAAAUGUCCCGAGUGCGGGAAAGGAUUCCGGCGAGGUUCAGACCUGGUAAAGCACCACCGUGUGCAUACAGGUGAAAAGCCCUACCUGUGCCCUGAGUGUGGGAAAGGCUUUGCUGACAGCUCAGCCCGUGUCAAGCACCUACGCACCCACCGUGGUGAACGGGCCCGCCCAGCGCCAACCCCCCCAGCAGCCCUCCUUCGGCCCCACAACCCUCCUGGCCCAGCAGCCCCCACUCCCCGGCCUCGGGGCAGGCCACCUGGCACAAGUAGGACUCAUACCUGUGGGUACUGUGGGAAAGAAUUCCCUCGAAGCUCAGACCUGGUGAAGCAUCGGCGUACUCAUACAGGUGAGAAACCCUACAAGUGUGCAGAGUGUGGCAAGGGCUUUGGGGACAGCUCUGCCCGCAUCAAGCACCAACGUGGGCACCUAGCACUGCGACCCUAUGGAGCAGGGCCCGCCAGAGCUCGGCCCCCCAAGACCGAGCUGGGGACCGGACUGGAGUGAUGGAGCCAGAAAGAUGGGUCCAGAAGGGGGAUGGGAGGGAAUCUGCUGCUGCCUGAAGUGGGGAGUAAGGGAAGUGAUAACCGUGCAGUGGGAAAGGAGAGUCAGGAGGCAGAGAGCCAGAGAAGAGGAGGUCAGUGGAGGGGUUCUCAACUCCCAGAGUUCCCCACUGGUGACAUCAGAGCUCCAUUACACUGCCAAGGGGGGAAGACCAGUGGGGAAGUACCCACACUGUCUUCUUUGCCAGCUGGGGCUUUGACUUCUAUUUCAGGGCUAUUCCUCUGAACCAGUUAGCUUGGGGGGCCGAGUUAAAAUAGUGUUCCAGUGAAGCCAGACCAAUCCUUGAGCGGGCCAAGUACACGGGCCCACUCACCCCAACUAGCCACCUUGCAGCCUCUUGACCUUAGAUGAAAGGGACCCUGAGAAGACUGUAAUAUAGUAGUACCAGUCUACUAAGUAAUUGGGGAAACCACACAUCUCAGGCCCUGCUGCUCAUGGGUCUGUAGAGUCAUUUUCAUGCACACGAUGAAGAGUAGCAGUGUCCAGUCCUCAGUUCCCCAGGACAGAAGAAGGGGCAAGGUGGCUAUGGGUGGAGAAAGCAUACUGGCACCAGGGGAGAGGCCUAGCAAUGUGAAUGAACCUUAAAGGAGAACUCUUCCUCUCCCCUCCUCCCCUCCCAAAAAGAGCUAGGUAGGCAAUAAGGGUUUUAUCUCUGGGAUCUCUGUUGACACUAUCUCAUUUCCAAUAAACUGUCUCUUGUCUU